This is a messenger RNA of Nymphaea colorata (pocket water lily), 1846 nucleotides long. Its product is annotated as pathogenesis-related genes transcriptional activator PTI6-like. Bases 654 to 1565 code for a protein of 303 amino acids. NCBI's taxonomy places the organism in Eukaryota, Viridiplantae, Streptophyta, Magnoliopsida, Nymphaeales, Nymphaeaceae. Gene Ontology annotation, molecular function: DNA-binding transcription factor activity; DNA binding. Gene Ontology annotation, biological process: regulation of DNA-templated transcription. The transcript has a single exon. The record is from RefSeq and is a predicted model, not a curated record.
CCUUUCCUUUUCAUUCUUCCUUCCUUUUUCCUUCUUCAUCUUCACUGUAGAAGCAAAAAAAAAGAAGAAGAAGAAACUACUUGGAAAGAUCCGAUAAGCGUCGUCGUCGGAAUUUUACCGGCCGACCGUCUUCAGGUCGUCGGAUUAGCUUCCUUUCUGGAGAGAAAUCCCCUCCACUCAAAACUUUUAUCCUUUUCGAUCUUUCUUUCUUCUUGUGAGGAUCUCGAGGGAAGAGAAUAAUGCUAAAAGGUCUCUCCUCUUUCCUUUCUCUCUUUUUUUCCUCCCCUAGGGUCCGAAGGAGCCUAAGAUCUGCAAAAGCAGAGCCUCUCACGGGGCCGACCGGUAGCCUUUUUGGCGAUUUCCGAGAACUUUCUUGACUGUGAAUUUUCUCCGUUUAAAGCCGUACUGGAAGGCAGCAGGAGGAGGAAGAAGGGAAAGCCGUAGCUUUGACUUGCUUCCCUUGAUCAAGAUAAACCCUGGGGGAUUUGCCAGACGGUUGAAGGGAAAAGAAGAAGUCGGAAUAUAUUUUUUUUGUGAAGGGGUUUUGCAGGGUUUUAAAGCGCCGGAGUGACGCUGGAUUAGUCAGUGAAUCCGCCUCAGGCUUUGAUUCUACUGGUGUUCGCUUUUCAUGUUGGAGAGGGAUCCUCGACGGUAUGACGAGUUUUCCGGCAGCGAACGGACGGCAGGACAGUCGCCGGAGGGGUCUCUGCGGCGAGAGACCGACGGCCUCGACUUCCGGCAGCCGGAUCAGGCCUAAGGUCGUCCGGGUCUUCUUCGACGACGUGGACGCGACGGACUCAUCGAGCGACGAGGAGAACGGCCACGUCUGCAGGCUACGUGUCAAGAAGCACGUGCUCGAGAUCAAUAUUGCAGCCCCGCCGGCUCCGGCCCCGGCGAGCAAGCGGCGGAGGCUGGCGGAACUCUGUCGCCAAGCGCCGGGAAAGGAACAGACGAGGAAGGAGAAGUUCCGUGGCGUCCGCAGGCGGCCGUGGGGCCGCUGGGCGGCCGAGAUCAGAGACCCAACCCGCCGGAAGCGUCUCUGGCUCGGGACGUUCGACACAGCGGAGGAGGCGGCCAUCGUCUACGACGACGCGGCGCUGAGGCUCAAGGGCCCUAACGCGGUCACGAACUUCUCCAAGACGAUGACGCCCCUGACUCCCUCCGUCUCCUCACCGACGUCCGUCCUCCCGCCAUCCGCCGGCGACUCUGCGCCCUUCGAGAAGCUCCCUUCCGACUCGGAGUCUUUGACGGUCUCUUCGGAGCUCGGGUCAGCUGAGUUCGAGCCGACCGCCUCUUCAGAGCUCGGGUCAGCCGAGUACGAAGCUACCGUCUCGUCAAAGCUCAGAUGCGGGCCAUGCGGCGAGUUCGAACUCGCCGUCCCAUCGGAGCUCGGUUGCCCCGAGUUCGAGCCGUUCGCGUGCGGCUUCGACGCCCUCUCUUGGUCGCUCCCGUUCUUCUCCGACGUGGCUUGGAGAGCAAGCAAGUGGCGGGACGACGACGACAACUUCGGCGACCUGGACGACGUCCUCCUCCACCAGAUCGGCGAUUUCAUCCCUCCCUCCUGAAGAUUUUCCCUCUUUUUUUUUUCCUUUUUUCAUUUUUCGGGGUUUUGGGUUUUAGCCGUGGGAUGGGCGUUCCCGCUCCGCGACGGUUCCCCUCGGCCCUCCGCUUUUUGUCCUCUUCCGUCGGCGCUGCAACGUGGCGAAAACUCCCGGGCAGAUUUUGUGGCCUAUUUUGUUCUCCCUUCCCAUCUUGUGUAACGUAAGUUGUAAAACCAAGUAAAAAUGAGCAAGUGUAACCCGUCGAGUGGAUUUCGUAUUUAUUGAAAAAAGAGGAAAGUAAGUAA